CAUACCCAGGGACACUGCCAGUGCGUGCGUGGUGCAGGCUAGACUCAUGGCUUCGCCGCUGAGGUUCGACGGGCGUGUAGUCCUAGUCACGGGCGCCGGGGGAGGACUGGGCAGAGCUUAUGCCCUGGCUUUUGCAGAAAGAGGAGCGUUAGUUGUUGUGAAUGACUUAGGAGGAGACUUCAAGGGAGUUGGUAAAGGCUCCUCAGCCGCGGACAAAGUUGUGGAAGAGAUAAGGAGGAAAGGCGGGAAAGCAGUGGCCAAUUAUGAUUCGGUUGAAGCAGGAGAGAAGCUUGUGAAGACAGCCCUGGAUGCUUUCGGAAGAAUAGAUGUUGUGGUCAACAAUGCUGGAAUCCUGAGGGACCGUUCCUUCUCCAGGAUAAGUGAUGAAGACUGGGAUAUAAUUCAGAGAGUUCAUUUGCGGGGUUCCUUCCAAGUGACCCGGGCAGCGUGGGAUCAUAUGAAGAAACAGAAUUAUGGAAGGAUCCUUAUGACUUCCUCAGCUUCUGGGAUAUAUGGCAACUUUGGCCAGGCAAAUUACAGUGCUGCGAAGAUGGGCGUUCUGGGCCUCUGCAAUACCCUGGCAAUUGAAGGCAGGAAAAACAACAUUCACUGUAACACCAUUGCCCCCAAUGCUGGGUCACGGAUGACAGAGACUGUGCUGCCAAAAGAUAUUAUUGACGCCCUGAAGCCAGAGUAUGUGUCCCCUCUGGUACUUUGGCUUUGCCAUGAGAGCUGUGAGGAAAAUGGUGGUUUAUUUGAGGUCGGAGGAGGCUGGAUUGGAAAAUUGCGCUGGGAGCAGACCCUUGGAGCCAUUGUCAGACAGAGGAAUCAGCCCAUGACCCCAGAGGCAGUGAGGGCCAACUGGGAGAAGAUCUGUGACUUCAGCAAUGCCAGCAAGCCACAGACCAUUCAAGAAUCAACCGGUCGUGUAAUUGAAGUUUUACAUAAGGUAGAUUCGGAAGGAGUCUCACAAAAUCACACCAGUCAUGUGACAUCUACAGACACAUCAGGAUUUGCUGCUGCUGUUGGCUAUAAGCUUCCUUCAUUUUCCUCUUCGUAUACGGAACUGGAGAGCAUUAUGUAUGCCCUUGGAGUAGGUGCUUCAGUUAAGAAUCCGAAGGAUUUGAAGUUUGUGUAUGAAGGAAGUGCUGACUUCUCCUGUUUGCCCACCUUUGGAGUUAUUGUUGCUCAGAAGUCCAUGAUGAAUGGAGGGCUAGCAGAGAUUCCUGGACUGUCAAUCAACUUUGCAAAGGUUCUUCAUGGAGAGCAAUACUUGGAGUUGUAUAAACCACUUCCUCGAUCAGGAGAACUAAAAUGUGAAGCAGUUAUUGCUGACAUCCUGGAUAAAGGAUCUGGCAUAGUGAUUGUUAUGGACGUUUAUUCUUAUUCUGGGAAGGAACUUAUAUGCUAUAAUCAGUUCUCUGUCUUUGUUGUUGGCUCUGGGGGCUUUGGAGGAAAACGGACAUCAGAAAAACUCAAAGCAGCUGUAGCUGUACCAAAACGACCUCCUGAUGCUGUGCUGAGGGACAGCACGUCACUGAAUCAGGCUGCUUUGUACCGCCUCAGUGGAGACUGGAAUCCCUUACACAUUGACCCUAGCUUCGCUAGAAUUGCUGGUUUUGAGAAGCCCAUAUUACAUGGAUUAUGUACCUUUGGAUUUUCUGCAAGGCAUGUUUUACAGCAGUUUGCAGAUAAUGAUGUGUCAAGAUUCAAGGCGAUUAAGGUUCGUUUUGCCAAACCAGUGUAUCCAGGACAAACUCUACAAACUGAGAUGUGGAAGGAAGGAAACAGAAUUCAUUUUCAAACUAAGGUUCAAGAGACAGGAGACAUCGUCAUUUCAAAUGCAUAUGUGGAUCUUGUGCCUGCAUCUGGGGUUUCAGCUCAGAUGCCUUCUAAGGAUGGAGAGCUUCAGAGUACUCUCGUGUUUGGGGAAAUAGGCCGCCGCCUUAAGGAUGUUGGACGUGAGGUGGUAAAGAAAGUAAAUGCUGUAUUUGAAUGGCAUAUCACAAAAGGUGGAAAUAUUGCAGCCAAGUGGACCAUCGACCUGAAGAAUGGCUCUGGAGAAGUGUAUAAAGGCCCUGCCAAAGGCUCCGCUGAUACAACUAUCAUAAUUUCGGAUGAGGAUUUCAUGGAAGUGGUCCUGGGCAAGCUUGACCCGCAGAAGGCCUUCUUCAACGGCAGACUGAAGGCCAGAGGGAACAUCAUGCUGAGCCAGAAGCUUCAGAUGAUUCUUAAAGACUAUGCCAAGCUCUGAAAGGUCCACUGUGCUCUUAACAAAAAUGGAAUCAUUAAAUACUCUCUGCCCAAUUAUGCUCCAAUAUUCUGUGAAGUGAUCAACAGUAACAUGCAGCAGAAAUCGCUUAAUAUUUUCAGAUUUCAGGUAACUUUCGGAUUUUCAUUUUCUACUAAUUUUUCACAUAUUAUUUUUACAAGGAAUUGUAAUCUAGCUAGCAAGUGAAUUGUUCU
This is a messenger RNA of Phodopus roborovskii (desert hamster), 2466 nucleotides long. It is a transcript of the gene Hsd17b4, whose product is annotated as hydroxysteroid 17-beta dehydrogenase 4. The record is from RefSeq and is a predicted model, not a curated record. Lineage: Eukaryota; Metazoa; Chordata; Mammalia; Rodentia; Cricetidae. Bases 47 to 2254 code for a protein of 735 amino acids. Gene Ontology annotation, molecular function: oxidoreductase activity. The transcript is spliced from 24 exons.